AUUGAGAUUAAACGGUCGAUAUUUCUGAUCUCUCAAAACCCCACAAAAUAAGCACCAUGAAAAAAUUCCAGGACAAUGGAGAGCUGUCUCAAUUCAACUCUCAAUUAAAAUGAUAAGGUAUCUCAAACUGCUUGUAAAGAGAAGUAAAAGACCUACACGUGUAUCUAAAAUUUUCUGAUCCUUUUUCGUCAAAUUUCAGAGACAUAACCUCGAUCGAUAAAUGCUGUAAACCUAUUUACGUGUCAAGGGGCUUCUAUGUGUAUCACUCUAAAACCCUCAUUUGAGGUAUAUUCAUUGUGUAUCCAUCCUCCAUUCAUUUACACACGCAGAUAACAGGUACAGACAGGCAGGACCGAUUGAAUCCUUGACGGAAGCGAUGGCUAAUUUCAGAGGCGCUCCUACGCGUUAUGGUUUCUUCCACUCGGCGUCGCCGCCAAUGAGUGGAGGGUUUAUGGAUCAGGGCCCCCGCCAAAUGAAGGGGGAGGAGGAAGAAUCUCCGCCAUCGCAGAAUUUGUGGGUGGGCAAUGUGUCCGCCGACGUUACGGAGACUAUGCUGAAGGAAACUUUCGCAAAAUUUGGAGAUAUUGAUAACAUAACGGCGUAUCCUCAACGGAACUAUGCGUUUGUGUAUUUUAAGCAUAUCGAGCAUGCAAUAGCUGCAAAGGAGGGCCUGCAAGGUGUCCCUCUGGGCGGCAGCAAUCUAAAAAUCGAGUUUUCUCGGGCUGCCAAACCUAGUAAGCACCUAUGGAUAGGAGGUAUAAGUCAAACUGUUCCAAAAGAACAGAUAGAAGCUGAGUUUCUGAAGUUUGGUCCUCUUGAAGAUUUCAAGCUAUUGCGUGAUCGGAACUCUGCACUUGUUGAAUAUUCAAAUUUAGAGGAUGCCGUGUCAGCUGUCAAGUUUUUAAAUGGAAAACAGCUUUGUGGUGAUUCCCUUCGAGUUGAUUAUCUGAGGUCUCAACCAGUAAAGCGAGAAAGUGUUACAAACUCUCAUAUGCAUACAAUAGAGGUAAGGAAUGGCCGCUUCAAUGACCAGAGAACAUUUAUGGGGUCUACAGAUCUAGGACGAAGGAACUUUGACAUGUUGAUUUGUCCACCUGAACCUCCCCAAAGCAUCUUGCCUAAAGUACAGACUGCACAUGGACAUGAUGGUGGAAGAAAUCAAGGUGGCCAAAGCAAUGUUUUAUGGAUAGGUUUCCCUCCCUCUGUUAAAGUUGAUGAUCAAAGGCUUCAUAAUGCUCUGAUACUUUUUGGUGAGAUAGAACGGAUACAAAGUUUUCCAUCAAGGCACCAUGCAUUUGUCGAAUUUAGAAGUGUUGAUGAAGCUAGGCGUGCUAAAGAUGGGCUUCAAGGAAGGCUCUUCAAUGAUCCUAGGAUACAAAUUCUUUAUUCAAACAGUGAGUUUAUGCCUGUAGAAAGUACUAAAGACAGCGCAACAUUAAUGACUCCAUCAAGAGGAAUGCUCCCCCCUGAUACUCUUUAUAGGAAUAGUUCACAAUUUGGUUCAAAUGAAAGCUUGCGACCCAUUAAUCCUAGUAAUGCUCAAGGAAUAAACAUGCACGCACGUCCUGUUGGUCCAUGGGGUUUUCCUGAGCAGCACACAAUUGAGAGCAGAAUUCCUUUGUCAAGGUCAGAGCCUUUUCACAAAUUUUCAAAUACUAACAUAAAUAGUCCUAGACUUGGUGGUGGUUGGAAUAGACCACCCUCUCAUAUGGCUUCAGGUUUGAGGCCUCUUGGGCCCCUGCCAGGUGCUCGGGAUGGAUUUGAUGGAAAUGCUUCACUAAGGGAAUCAAAGAGGCCGAGAGUCGAUGAGGCUUAUCCAGUAGCAGGACAUUUAGAUAUUAGAAAACUGGACAAUGAUGCUACAGGGGCUCUUCCUGGUUAUCAUGGGACACAACCUGAUAGAAUAAUCUCAAAUUAUAUAAAUACGAGAAACAAUGAAGGUAAUAUGGGCUUCAGAGAAAGUCAAGGAUCACCUGUAAAUGGUAGCAAACAGGUUGUAGCAGGUCCAGGUCGUAUGCAACCUCCACCUCCUUCAGCUAGAGCCGGGAACUCUGGAGGCCAUGGAGAGCAUUAUGAAGUUGUAAGUGAGGAUUGGCCAUGGCAAGGUAUAAUAGCUAAAGGUGGAACUCCUGUUUGCCGUGCACGGUCCAUAUCUAUAGGCAAAGGCAUUGAUGCUAAAUUUCCUGAAGUAGUGAAUUGCUCUGCAAGAACAGGUCUGGAUAAACUCGCUGAACACUUUUCACAAGCAAGUGAUUUUGGGUUGGUAUGUUUUCUACCUGCAGGAGGCCAAGAUGUACAUACUUAUCAAGAGUUUCUGUACUAUCUUGGUUCAAAGCAUCGGGCCGGUGUGGCUAAAUUUAGUGAUGGUACAACAUUGUUUUUGGUGCCUCCAUCAGACUUUUCAGAGAAUUAUUUGAAAGUUCGUGGUACUGAUCGUCUUUUUGGUGUUGUACUUAAAUUUCAUCAGCUACCAAGCAAUUCUAUGUAUCAAAAUCAAUCUCUCAGAUUCCCGCAGGAACCUUCACAGCAGCUUGUCCAAAGACAGCAUUUUCCCAUCUCACAUGUAGAUCAUGGCACAAUGGCCUUAAAAGAGGAUCAAACUGAAUAUAACACAGACAUUCCCAGAUCAUUUUCGCCUGUGCACACAGGACAAAUUGCAACUCUGCAAAGUACAAAUGACUUGUCUGCUCCACAGUCACAGUCCACUGUUGCUCUGACACCUGAGCUGAUCGCGACAAUAAGCUCCCUUAUUCCAAAUGCCUUUCAAGCUUCUGGUGCAGGUUCUGGUUCAUUGGUUCAAGCUUCUUCAAUGAAGCAAGGUACAUAUGAUUAUAAUGGCAGUAAUGAUGCCUCAAACAGCAGAUGGCAGGUAUCUUCUCCAAGAUCAUCAGAAAUUUGGAGGCAACAUCAGCAGGUGCCACCAUUACCUUCACAUCAAUUAAUAUCAGAGCAAGGUACUUAUCAGCACCCUACUCAACUUAAAUAUCAAUCGUCCUUUUCACCAGUUGCCACCGUUUCAAUGCCAAGUUCUAAUAACACAACUGAACAAAGUGGACAAGGGGCUGAAGUAAACCCAUCAUUCCAAGAUCCCAAUACAAAGGUGCAUCAAUCUUCUAUGAUGUAUCAAACCACUACAAAUGAGCUUGCACAUUUGGCAUCAGAUCCAGGUAAAAGUAUGGAUCUGCAGAGUGAACAGCUUGCAAUGCCUUGUGGACAGGAAAGGUAUCAACAAGAAGCUCCCUUAAAUUCUCAGACAUCUUAUGCCCAUAUGCUCUCAACUGGGACAUCUGAAAAUAUUCAAUCAUUAGUUUCACCACAGCAGAAGACAAUGACAUCUAGGUCGUCUGACCAGUAUCAGGCAGGAGGUGGGUCCCAAAUAUUGCCAAGUAUGCAGGUAGGACACGAUGAAAUGAGCUCAGAACUAUCUAGUCAGGUGCAACAACUUCAAGGUAUCGGGGCUGCUUUGCUGGGCCAUAACCAAGAGAGUUCGGAAAGUGAGGCUGAAAAAAAUCUGAGAUAUCAGUCAACAUUGCAAUUUGCUGCCAACCUCUUACAACAACUUCAACAGAAACAAGUGGCAAAUAAAAGUGCUAUGGGAGGUACUCAGCAUCGGCAAUAAAGACGCGCAUCUACCAGUGUAGGUAAGAAUUACAUUGAACAAGUUCAAAUAUGAAGCUCCUUCAUGAAAGUUCAGUGUAUUGGAGAGAUAGUCCGAAGUUUGUUUGGUUCACUAUAAUGACUACUAGCAAUUGUAUAAUUGCAUUUUGACAAUUUAAAGGUGAGAAUUUUGACUGUUGGAGUGAUUGGUUGAAGAAGUUAUAUGGGAUAAAGUAGCAAAUGGAAAUGUUAAACAUCAACAUUGGAAUGCAAGGAACACAAGACAAAAUAGUUUUGGAAAGUUCAUAUUGACAAAAUUGUAGGUAUCAAAAAAUUACAAAGGCAUGAAUAGUUUUGGAAAGUUCAUAUUGAGGUACAUGCUAGGUAAGGAUUGCAAGCUUCAAAGCCUAAUAAUGAUAUUUGAGAAUAUAAGUAUGAAAGAUAGUGAAAAAUUUGAAGAUUAUUGUGUUAGAAUAACAUAUAUAGUAAAUAAGAUUAAGACACAUGGGAAGCUCUUGAAAUCAA
Molecule: messenger RNA, 4122 nt
Organism: Cryptomeria japonica (Japanese cedar)
Lineage: Eukaryota; Viridiplantae; Streptophyta; Pinopsida; Cupressales; Cupressaceae
Product: flowering time control protein FPA
Exons: 7
Coding region: 377-3619 (1080 amino acids)
Molecular function (GO): RNA binding
Source: RefSeq, a predicted model, not a curated record